AUGAGCAGAGAGAGUUUCUGCUCAAAUUCAUCCGAGCCGUCGUCGAACAGCGAAGACGUCAUCAUAGUUGACGAGUCUGAAAAAGAACGGAUCAUAAAUCAGGUAUCUUUCUUAGGCGUUUCCCUCUCAUCGCUUCUUUUAAGGGUCUCCCUUUGGAUUGGCUCGUUCGAUCAAAUGUUGUGAGCACUCCGGAGACACUAAUCUACUUGUCGCAACAAAGAGAAAAAUGGAUACACGAAGAUCAGAAGCUCAUUCUUUUCAUUCUCCAGGUGCCACUGCCAAAACAGAACUUGUUCACAUCUAUUUCUAGGAAUACGAUAGAACCGUGAGAGUGCUGAUUCCGGAGAACGAUCCUUCGUGUGUUUUCCCUAAGCGCAACAUUAGUGUGGCCGAGAAACUGGCAGCGAAUUGCGGCGACUCGAAGGAACUCUACGAUUUCACGUGUCGUCUUCUGGAGUUGGUCAGAGAAGAGCCGGUAUUAUGGGACCGACAGAACUCGCCGUUCUUUGGAUAUCAUCAGCCGAUGCGACGCGCGUGGUGCAGCAUUUCGCUGAAACUCGGAGGAUGGGGAUCGAUACAGCACGUGCACAUGCUGAAACAGUACUAUCGGCGGAAAAGAGAUCAGUUCAACAUAGACCACCUGAGGCUCGGCCGCCCGUUUUUGUACAGCGAGUGAGUUUUGAAAAUGCAUACUUCAUUGUGAUUAAUGCUUUCAGACAGCUUGACUUUCUGAAAAACAUUUUGGAGAUGGCAAGAGUAGGAAAGGUUCCCAACGGAGCAAUCACCAUUGAAGAGCACGUGCACGCCUCGGCUCCCGACAUCGAGUUCGAACAGGAAAUUCUGGAAGCGCCAACAGAUGUUCAAUUCAUUUUAAAGUGAGAAAAGACGCUCACAAAUAAAUUAUGUUUGUUUUUUAAGAAAAGUGACCGAGUCGAUAGAUGAGAUUGCUGAGAGAUAUCCUCCGGCGGCGCUGGCCGAGUAUCUCACCCUGUGCUGCAAUGAAGUCGUCAAAAACCGAGAAGACCUGGCGACGGCCCAACUCCACGACUGUAAAUAA
Molecule: messenger RNA, 1057 nt
Organism: Caenorhabditis sp. 36 PRJEB53466
Lineage: Eukaryota; Metazoa; Nematoda; Chromadorea; Rhabditida; Rhabditidae
Source: the annotation of a GenBank genome assembly